This is a messenger RNA of Rhinichthys klamathensis goyatoka, 2115 nucleotides long. RefSeq names its product ATP-binding cassette, sub-family G (WHITE), member 2a (gene abcg2a). Gene Ontology annotation, molecular function: ABC-type transporter activity; ATP hydrolysis activity; ATP binding. The record is from RefSeq and is a predicted model, not a curated record. Gene Ontology annotation, cellular component: plasma membrane. Lineage: Eukaryota; Metazoa; Chordata; Actinopteri; Cypriniformes; Leuciscidae. The transcript is spliced from 15 exons. The coding region runs from base 9 to 1979 and encodes 656 amino acids.
GGUUAGCGAUGGCGGAUACGGUUGUUCAGCUGACUGGAGUCCAGGGUCUGGAGAAUAAUGUGUCCCGAUCACACGUGUCCACCAGAGUGUCUUUCUCAGCGUCCCGGCGAGGAGCGACCGUGAGCUUUCACGACAUCAACUAUAACGUGAAGAUGAAGAGCGGCUUCCUCUGCAAGAGGAAGAUCACGCGCAAGAACAUCCUCAUCGACCUCAAUGGCAUCAUGAAGCCGGGACUGAAUGCCAUAUUAGGAGCGACCGGGAGCGGGAAAUCAUCGUUCCUGGAUGUCCUGGCGGCCCGUAAGGAUCCCGCUGGCCUUUCCGGAGAGGUUCUUAUCGACGGAGCGCCUCAGCCACCAAACUUCAAGUGUCUGUCGGGAUAUGUAGUGCAGGAUGAUGUGGUCAUGGGGACGCUGACCGUGCGGGAGAAUCUGCGUUUCUCAGCCGCUUUACGGCUCCCGAAGACGAUCAAACAGCGAGAGAAAGAUGAGAAGGUGGAGAAACUCAUCCAGGAGCUCGGCUUGAGUAAAGUGGCAGAUUCACGGGUGGGCACGCAGCUGAUUCGUGGAAUUUCGGGAGGAGAGAGGAAGAGGACGAACAUCGGCAUGGAGUUGAUCAUCGAUCCAUCUGUGCUUUUCCUGGACGAACCGACAACAGGCCUCGACGCCAGCACUGCCAACUCUGUCCUCUUGCUGCUGAAGAAAAUGGCUCGCAACGGUCGCACCAUCAUCCUUUCCAUCCAUCAGCCGCGCUACUCGAUCUACCGUCUGUUCGACAGCCUGACGCUCCUGGUGGGAGGAAGGAUGGUGUAUCACGGGCCGGCUCAGGACGCCCUGCAGUACUUCAGUGAGAUCGGAUACACCUGUGAACCUCAUAACAACCCUGCUGAUUUCUUCCUGGAUGUCAUCAACGGAGACUCAACGGCUGUCACACUCAACAAGUUACACAACAGUGAGGAACUGGACCAGGAUCAGAUGAGUUCAUCUCUGAAGGGCAUCGAGGAUCGUUUAGUGGAGGAAUACAGGAAUAGCUCCAGCUUCAAACACACCAAAGGUGAACUGGAUCGCAUCAUUCAGGGUCAGCAGAACAGCAUUCGGGUCAAAAUCAAAACCAGAACCAUCACCUACAGCACGUCCUUCUUCCACCAGUUCAACUGGGUCCUCAAGAGAACCUUCCGGAACCUGAUGCUCAACCCGCAGACCUCCUUCGCUCAGAUCGGGGUCAUAAUCUUCCUGGCUCUGGUUGUUGGAGCGAUAUUUUUCGGAUUGAAGGAAAACUCGAGUGGGAUUCAGAACCGGAUUGGCGCCUUAUUCUUCAUCACUACUAAUCAGUGCUUUAGUUCAGUUUCAUCAGCUGAACUCUUCAUCACAGAGAGGAAACUGUUUGUGCACGAGUACAUCAGCGGCUACUACAGAGUGUCUGUGUACUUUCUGUCGAAGCUUCUGUCUGAAAUCCUCACGCUGCGCACCAUCCCUGCCAUCAUCUUCAGCUGUGUGGCCUACUGGAUGAUCGGCCUGAAGGCAUCGGUGGAGGCGUUCUUUAUCUUCCUCUUCUCCAUCAUGAUGGUCUCGUACACGGCGACUGCCAUGACUCUGGCCAUCUCUGCGGAUCAGACGGUGGUGGCCAUCGCUAAUAUCUUUUUGACCAUCAGCUUCGUCUUCAUGAUGAUCUUCUCUGGGCUGCUGGUGAAUCUCCCCAGUGUGGCUGGUUGGUUGAACUGGUUGAAGUACUUCAGUAUUCCUCGUUACGGUCUUGCUGCUCUGGAAAUCAACGAGUUCACCGGCCUCAGGUUCUGUGACACCAGGAACACAACCGGCACGCCAGAGAAUGUUUGUACCCCAGGCGAGGAGUUCCUGAAGGAACAGGGCAUCGAUUAUUCAGCCUGGGGUUUGUGGCAGAAUCACUUGGCAAUGGGAAUCAUGACCAUCAUUUUCCUGGUCAUUGCUUACCUCAAGCUGCGCUUCAUCAAGAAAUUCACAUAAUCCCAGAUCAUCGUCUUCCUCACACACUCCAACCUUUAUCACAAUCCACCGUUUUCACACGGAACCAAUCAUCGUAUACUGAAGUCAUACAAUCGUCCUACUGGCAGAAAUUAUCAUCAGCUUGCCUUUAACUGUG